AAAUAAGUCACGUGAUUUCCUUUUACCUUUCCCAUUCCUCUUUCCUGUUAACUGGAUCAGCGUAAGCUAACUGCAGGUGCUUGUUCUCUUUUACUGAGCUAAGGCUAUAUCAGCGACUUGCAUCAUUUUAUCAUCUCAUCCAACUUCUAUAUAAAUUAUAACAAACAGCAAACAUGAAUACAAAAGCGGAACUAGCUUGCGUUUACUCAACAUUAAUUCUUGUUGAUGAUGAUGUUGCUGUAACUGGAGAAAAAAUUCAAACAAUUUUAAAAGCUGCCAAUGUUGAUGUGGAAUCUUAUUGGCCUGGACUUUUUGCCAAGGCUUUAGAAGGUGUCAACAUAAAAGAACUUAUAACCAAGAUUGGAUCAGGAGUUGGAAGUGCACCAGCAGCACCAACAGUAGCAGUUGCACCUGCUAGUACGGAAAGUGCACCUAAAGAAGAAAAGAAGAAAGAAGAACCUGAUGAACCAGAAUCUGAUGAAGAUAUGGGCUUUGGAUUGUUUGACUAAACUUAAGGAUCACAAUGUAUUGGUCCAUUUAUAUUUGUACAGUUAUAUUGUACAAUAAAUAAAAUAUUUUUAAAUUAAACUUUAUUUAUUGCAAAAUCCAUUUCAUUAAUUUUCAUUCAUGACAAACUUAUAUUUUAUAUGUAUCUUUUUGACAAUUAUGAAAUUUUCAUUAUGUAUUAUAAUUCUUUUAUUCUGUGUUAAACUUCUCUAUUUUUGUGAAAAUUAUACAUCUGUAUUAUACUUCUAAUUUUUCCUGGUUUUUAUACAUUUUAAUUCUAUAAAUAAAGUUUCAUAUUAUUACUGAUUCCUUA
Messenger RNA from Heterotrigona itama, 820 nucleotides. The record is from the annotation of a GenBank genome assembly. Lineage: Eukaryota; Metazoa; Arthropoda; Insecta; Hymenoptera; Apidae.